Molecule: messenger RNA, 2075 nt
Organism: Engraulis encrasicolus (European anchovy)
Lineage: Eukaryota; Metazoa; Chordata; Actinopteri; Clupeiformes; Engraulidae
Product: basic salivary proline-rich protein 3-like
Exons: 2
Coding region: 140-1297 (385 amino acids)
Biological process (GO): regulation of DNA-templated transcription
Cellular component (GO): chromatin; nucleus
Molecular function (GO): DNA binding
Source: RefSeq, a predicted model, not a curated record
GCCAAUUCAAAUAUUGAGAAGUGAGGGCGCCAUUAUUUUCCCAACGCACGACUUGGAACAGUCCAUAAAAGAACAAAUAAGCUGGUGUGAUACAGAGGGGCCACGUCGUCUAACCAGCUGUCCUGCUACCUGAGCGGAGAUGACUGCAGAGGAAGCCGGGGAAGCGGCUUUGGCCAAUGGCAGCCCGCCCGCCAAACGUGGAAGAGGUCGCCCCAAAGGCAAGCCCAACGAGACCAAUCUCAACUUGCUUACCGGGACCAUCCCCCGGGUGCCCAAGGUGGUCCAGCUGUUCAGCGCAGGCUCCACUCCCACCAAGAAGUCGCGUCCGACCGGGCGACCGAAGAAGAGGCCCCCUGGUCGGCCGAGGAAGACUCCGCUGUCCCCGGAGGAGGUCGAGAUCCGGGAGCGGAAGAACAAGCACCGCAAGUGGAAGCCCCUCGGGAGGCCGCGCAUCCACCCCGUAGAGCUCGCCAAAAAGAAGAAGGGCAAGCCGGGACGCCCACGCAAGUAUCCCCAGUCCCCCAGUCGUGCCUCAAAGCCUGCCACCGUCAUGCGUUCACCAACGACAACAACAGCAGAAGGGUCGGAGGUUAAAAGACGACCGGGUAGGCCACUCUGGCUGAACAAACGCCGUGGGACGAAAUUAAGCCAUAAGAAGACUCACACGACUCCUCGUCCUGUAGGGGCAGUGCCACGCAAGAGGGGCCGGCCACCCGGAAGUGGCUAUCUCCAGAAGAUGCAGCAGCAGCAAGACGCAGAUGUCUCUUCGCCUCCGAGAAAGAGAGGCAGGCCACCAGGCAGCAAGACUCCUGAGGUAGAGAAACCCAAGUCGGGCAGGAAAAGGGGCCGGCCAUCAGGCACCUUUGGAAAGAAGAGGCUCGCAUUUGAGAAGUCUGUAGAAGACGGUGUGGAAGCAGAACUAGAAGAGGAGCAGGAAGUGGAGGCGGGACAAGCAGCCGCAGAAGCCAAUGGGGACACAGAGUUGGCAUCUGUGGAGGACGAUGAGGCAGAACUUGGGGCUGGGGGUGGUGAGGAGGGUGGGGCUGUGGAGGCUGAGGCUGAAGCUGUGGAGGCUGAAGCUGUGGAGGCUGAAGCUGUGGAGGCUGAAGCUGUGGAGGCUGAAGCUGUGGAGGCUGAAGCUGUGGAGGCUGAGGCUGAAGCUGUGCAGGAUGAAGCUGUGGCUGAGCAGGCUGUGGCUGUGGAGGCGGUGGCUGUGGAGGCGGUGACUGUGGAGGCUGUGGCUGUGGAGGCAACACCAGCAGCAGGCAGGAAAAGCCGCUCAAAGAGGAAGAAAUGAGCUGUGGGGUUGAAAGAGGAGGGGGAAAAAGCCUAGAAGUGUUGACUUUGCCAACAUUUUUUUUGUUAAGUCAAAUCAAGUUCAACUGUAUAUCUUAUGUUUGUUAUAUUGUCCUCAAAUGUCAGUGCAUAACCUGCAGCAGCUUAUGUCCUAUACUCUAAUGCAGACAGAUGUUGAGCAGCACUGCAUUUUAUUUACCUGAUCACGAUGACCAUCCCCUUAUAUUGUAGGACCAUCCAAUUAUAAUGUAGGUUUACUCCAGAGAACAAGAUAUAAAAUCUCCAUUAACUCAACUCAAGAAAUUUAAAUCCAACACCAAAAGCAUGCCUCCGUGUGUGGUGAAAAUAUAAGUGGUGUGUCCGCCCACAAUUAUGACAUUGCCAAAAUUGUUGUGCGAAAUGUAAGCUACAGCACCUCUAAGUUUCUGUCAGCUUGCUGACAGGCACUGAGUUUGUGAAUGUUUUGAAAAUCCCAGUAACAAGGUUUAUUUUAUAUUUAAAAGGAGAAGGAAGUGGUCCUCAAAAACGUACAGAUAUGAACUAUGAUACAUUUAAGAAGGAAGAUGUUGAGUUGCAGUUGACUCAUUUCAUGUGAAAAUAAGUACCCCUUUUUAUGCUUUGUUUUUUGUUAGUCAAUUCUUUUUUUAAGUUUUAUUUGAUCUUUGUUGUUCAAGCUAGCGUUGGCCUAUAUAUUUUUAAAGCUUGUUUGUAAGUGCUUGUAAGGUUGCAAGUCCCAUUGUAAAGGGAAACAAUAAAAAAACAGUUUUUUUCUAACCGAC